GGCGUCAGUGGGCCGCGUCCACAGAGUAACGCGCCGCUGGCUCUGGAGAUGCUGUGGCCUUGGCAUGGGGGGGGCGGACCUCUCCUCACGGCUCACCCGCAGUUUGUCUCAAGCUCCGCCCCGCGAUUCGCACGGCCCGCGACACGAGCCGCGCCCGCGGUGCCAGACGCGGGCCCGACACCUGCAAAGUGGCGCUGCGCCGCCCCGCCCACCGCAGCGUCCGGCGCGUCCCUACGGCGUAGGGUCCGUGCGGAGGGAGCGGAAACUGCGUCUGGUCCACCGAGUGCGGAGGUGCUGAUCCCCGCCCCCCACCGAAGCUAUGGUGACACUGAAACCGAAGGAAAAAUUUAUAAUUCCUUAGUGCAAUAUUUUGGUGAUAAUUUGGGGCGAAAAGUUAAAGCAAUGCCAUUAGUUGAAGAAACUUCUUUACUUGAAGAUUCAUCAGUGACUUUGCCUGUGGUAGUAAUUGGAAAUGGACCCUCAGGGAUCUGCCUUUCUUAUAUGUUAUCAGGCUACAGACCAUAUUUAUCAUCAGAAGCAACACAUCCAAAUACAAUCUUACAUGGUAAAUUACAAGAAGCAAGACAUCUUUCCAUUGUAGAUCAGGACUUAGAAUACUUGUCUGAAGGUCUUGAGGGCCGAUCAUCCAAUCCAGUUGCAGUACUUUUUGACACACUUCUUCAUCCAGAUGCUGACUUUGGGUAUGACUAUCCAUCUGUUUUGCAUUGGAAAUUAGAGCAACAUCAUUAUAUACCUCACUUAGUACUUGGUAAAGGUCCACCUGGUGGAGCUUGGCAUAGUAUGGAAGGCUCCAUGUUGACAAUCAGCUUUGGAAAUUGGAUGGAGCUACCUGGGCUUAAAUUUAAAGAUUGGGUAACCAGCAAACGAAGAAACCUAAAAGGGGAUCGAGUUAUGCCAGAGGAAGUAGCUUGCUAUUAUAAGCACUAUGUAAAAGUCAUGGGUCUUGAGAAGAAUUUCAGAGAGAAUGCUUACAUUACCUCUGUUUCAAGACUCUACAGAGAUCAGGAUGACAGUGGUGGUCACAACAGAGCAAUUUCAGCACAGCAUUUACAGAUCGAAAACUCCAAGUUGAUCAAGAGAAACUGGGAGAUCCGGGGUUAUCAGCGAGUAGCGGAUGGUUCUCAUGUUCCCUUCUGUCUUUUUGCUGAGAAUGUAGCUCUGGCAACUGGAACAUUGGAUUCUCCUGCCCAUCUGGAGAUUGAAGGGGAAGAUUUUCCUUUUGUGUUUCAUUCAGUACCUGAAUUUGGAGCAGCCGUAAGCAAAGGAAAGCUACAUGGCAAAGAGGACCCAGUGUUAAUUGUAGGUUCUGGACUAACUGCAGCUGAUGCAGUACUAUGUGCUUACAACAAUAACAUCCCUGUGAUUCAUGUGUUUCGCAGACGAGUAACUGAUCCAAGUUUAAUUUUCAAACAACUUCCUAAAAAGCUGUAUCCAGAAUACCAUAAGGUCUAUCAUAUGAUGUGUACUCAGUCAUAUUCUGCAGACUCAGAUCUUUUAUCUGAUUAUACCAGUUUUCCUGAGCACCAUGUGCUCUCCUUUAAGUCAAAUAUGAAAUGCAUCCUUCAAAACGUCUCUGGAUUGAAGAAAAUAUUUAAACUUUCUGCAGCAGCAGUAUUGAUAGGUUCUCAUCCCAAUCUGUCUUUUCUAAAGGAGCAAGGCUCUUACCUGGGCCAUAACUCAAGUCAGCCAAUCACUUGUAAGGGUAAUCCUGUGGAAAUAGAUGCAUAUACCUAUGAAUGUGUUAAAGAAGCCCACCUUUUUGCAUUGGGUCCUUUAGUUGGAGAUAAUUUUGUUCGAUUUUUAAAGGGAGGGGCCCUGGGUGUUACACGCUGCUUAGCAAUAAGACAGAAGAAAAAGCAGCAUUUAUUUGUUGAAAGAACAGGAGGAGAUGGGAUAGCUUAAAGCAGGUUUAUGAGUAAUUUAUAUGGACAGUUUACCAUUAAAGUUUUUAACAAAUAGUGUUUUUGCAGUGUACUGGCUUGAAUUUUCUGGACUUGAAUUAACUGGAGGAGAGUCUCAAGCUAUAGUAACUAUUUUUAAAGUUACAAGAAGUCGGUGUUCUGACUUACACUGUAAUAAAGCAAUUUUCAACUUUUUUCAUCUCCUGGCACAUAAACUAAUUAUUAAUAUUCUGCAGCACACCAAAAAUAUGUAUUUUUUUGCUGGUCUGAUAAAAAUUAGGUAAAAUUUUGAUUAACUUACAGAAAACAAAAUAGUAAUUACCUACCCUUUUUGCUCCAAAGUGACUUUUGUAAUUAUCAGGUGCCUAUUCUUGUAUUUAAGAAUUUCUGGUACUAAGAAGUAACCAGUCAUGAAACCUUAUUAUGCAACAUGAACAAUGAGAUGCAACUCUGUUUUAUGACCUUAACAUUUAUGGUUCAAGACGGAAUUCAUACCAAAUAACUAUUGUAUGGGCUGUUGUUUUUUUUUAUUUGACAAUCUAAGGGGAGAAGGUACUCCUGACUUAGUCAGGUAUCACGUUUUAAAAAUUCUUGCUGCAUACCAGUUGAAAAUUGCUGCUGUAAUGUAUCAAAGGUGUCAUUGUCAGACAAAUGGAAACACUGCCAAUUUGGUAUACUUGAAGUUCUUACCUAACAAAAACAUUCUUCCAAGAAGUACUUUUUGUGAUCAUUUUUGGUUGCUAUGAUUGAUUCCAUAACAUUACAGCCUGAAAUUAUAAAAUCACACAGUCAUUAUUAGACCAGAAAUUGCCCUCACUACAUAUUGGGUCAUCUUGCUAAUUAAAGUGUAGUCCAAAACUCAGCAUCACCUCCAUGUGUUGCUUGUUAGAACUGUAGACUCCAGACCCCAUCACAGACUAACAGCAUCAAAAAUUGCAUUGCAAUGAGAUCCCCAAGGAAUAUGUAUGUUCACUAAAUGUUGAGACACAGUGGUCUAAAAGAAAAUGGGAUAUGAGAUGGGUUGGGGAUAGGUGGCAUUUACAACUCAGGUUAGAUUUUGAAAUUACCAACUGUAUAAAUCUAAUUUAUUAGCAAAUAUGAUAAUCUUUAAAAAAUAUUUUUAUUGAAAAUUUGACAUCAUAUUCUUAGCUUCUAAUAAUUUAAAUAGUCCAAUACUGUUGACAUACACUUAGAUAUCCAGGAACUUGCCACAUAGUUUUUUGAAGAUUUAUUCUCUACUUAACAUAUUCUAAUUUGAAUUUUAAUAAGUUUUGAGUGGAACCAUUUAUCCCUGUGUAAAUGAUGACUUAAUUUCUGUUUAAGUACUUCUAAUAUUAUAAUACUAUUGGGUAUUGACAAAAUUAUUAAAGAUUAAAGUUGAAAAUCAGGUGAAAUCUGUCUUCCAUUCCCAAGAUUACAUUGAAGCUUGUUUGCAGAUGACAUGGUAGCUCAUUUUAUGGUUAUUUAUUGAAUCGUUUGCUCUUUCUUAACUUACAUUUAUUUAGAUGUGCUUAAUGUUUGUAUUUCCAUACAAAUCCCCAGAAUUUUAGUGUUAGACAAAAAAAGUUCUCUCAAGUUCUCCAUGGCAGUCAGCUGCUCAGUUUCUCUCGUUCUCCAUAGAAUUUAUUUCAUCUGGAAUGUGUUUAUUGAAGGUCUGUUUUUCUUAGUAUUAAAAAAAAACAGACCAAAGUGUAUUUUUCUAUCUCUUUGCAGUGUAUGUACUCACAGGAUCAUAAUUCACCUUAAAAAUAUACUUGUUUAGAACAAACUUGCCUGUACAAUUAGCUGUUUCAGAUAAACUGGUAAAUUCUUAUACUUUUGAUAACUGUCAUUUCUGACUGUAAUGGUUUUUAGAAAUGAUGUGAUCCAGUUUAAGUUUAUAUAAUGGUAACUUUUUUUCAAGUUAAUUUCACCUCUAUAGGAAAUGAUAUAUCUUCUGGCUGCACUUGAUUAAUCUCUUGGUGGCCUUUUGAGCUCUGAAUGAAGAAGCUGUAUUGCAUGUUUUUCUUAAUGUUACUUCUAAAUUGAAAUGACAUUGUUAUAAAGAUGGUUUGUAGGGAAGGAUAAGAACUGUUGACAUCCCCUUGUCUCAAAAGUUUACUCUUAACCAUCCAGUAGCGCUUUUGUGAUAAGAUUAUUCACACACAUUUUUUUUUUUUCAGGGGAAAAUAAGGCUUUCAUGAGGCCCUAAAUAAACCUGGUGAAUAGUUACCUCCCAUUUCUCAAUUCAUACUCAGACCCAGUUGUCCUGUGUUGCAUAUAACAUGAAAUUUAUAUGUACUUUGUUAUAUUCUUGUUUUUGUGAUGUACUAUACUGUUGUACCCUUAGUUGAUUGAUUUCUGUCCCAGAGUUAUGAUCUCCUUAAUUCUUCAGUGUCAUCUAGCUAUUCAGGGAAAGGACACUGUACUAAAUAUUGGGUAAGUCAUACCAUUAUGUGGGCAUCUCUCCAUCCCUCAAAGCCUAGUUCUUGACAGUGUUUAAUACACAAAAAUAAGAUUAUGUCACCUCUUAAGUAUUUUAGGCAGUCUGACUAGGUGAAUUUCAUUCAACUAUUACUUUUCUGAAAAUCUAGGUUUUAUCAUGUGAUACAUUUCCAUAGAAUCAAAUUCUGCUUAACACAUUUUUUAAAAUCAGACUGAAAAAUAUUUUUAAAUAUUAUGUAGUCAAUGGGAUAGGGUGAAAAAAUCUUCUAAAUCCUUUUAUUAAAUGAAAACACUUAAGUCCCAGCCUCUGGGACACUUGAGACACAAAGAAUGAAACAAAACUAGAUCGAAUUUAAACAUUUUAAAAGUAUAAUUUAAUUACAGGGAUGUUUACCGAAUAAAGGCAAUUUGAUCAGAUAUAAUCAGUCUUUCAAACUAUACUCUAUACACUAUACUGAUAGAGGUGCAAAGGGGCCAGGUUGUUAAACAUAACCUGAAAAAAAGAGUAUGUGCAGUAAGGAUUAGAUACUUUGCUGAUUUUGAAUGCCCCCUGCCCCAUUACCACCAGGCUAAGAAAAAUGGUGUCUUUGGGAAAGCAGCAAGGCAAAACAGUUAACUGAUAAGGUCUUGGCUGGGUAGUUCAGUUGGAUAGAGCAUUGUCCUGAUAUACCAAGGUUGUGAGUUUGAUCCCGAGUCAGGGCACCUAUACAGAAUGAAACAAUGAAUGCAUAAAUAAAUGGAACAACAAAUUGAUAUUUCUCUCA
Molecule: messenger RNA, 5110 nt
Organism: Artibeus jamaicensis (Jamaican fruit-eating bat)
Lineage: Eukaryota; Metazoa; Chordata; Mammalia; Chiroptera; Phyllostomidae
Gene: OSGIN2
Product: oxidative stress induced growth inhibitor family member 2
Exons: 6
Coding region: 49-1923 (624 amino acids)
Source: RefSeq, a predicted model, not a curated record